This is a messenger RNA of Pungitius pungitius (ninespine stickleback), 2806 nucleotides long. Its product is annotated as dihydroxyacetone phosphate acyltransferase-like. The transcript has 16 exons. Bases 240 to 2258 code for a protein of 672 amino acids. The record is from RefSeq and is a predicted model, not a curated record. Gene Ontology annotation, cellular component: mitochondrial membrane; peroxisomal membrane. Gene Ontology annotation, molecular function: glycerone-phosphate O-acyltransferase activity; glycerol-3-phosphate O-acyltransferase activity. Gene Ontology annotation, biological process: phospholipid biosynthetic process; fatty acid metabolic process; ether lipid biosynthetic process. NCBI's taxonomy places the organism in Eukaryota, Metazoa, Chordata, Actinopteri, Perciformes, Gasterosteidae.
ACUACUACUAAUACUAUACCAAAGCCUCAGACAUGAACUGCACGAUAACGUGGGGUUAAUGAAAAGCACAGGGCGGCCCUUUACUCUGCCGGGAGGAGUCUCCGAAAGCCCGCGCCACCAUUGGCCCCGUGCGGCCGCUGCUCUCCCCGCGGGGAGCCUCCGGAGGGGCUGUCACGUGCGGACAAGCAAAAGUCGACGCCAGGCACCUGCGCGGGUCGUCGUAUUUGUUCCCGCAAACCAUGACGAGCACGCAUUCGGGCAAAGGGGAAAAUGAGGAGGAGUUUGUGGAUGUGUUGGAGGAGCUGAUGCGCAGCGGUGAUCUUGGCCAUGCCUUCAGGACCUUCAGCCCCAGCCCUUACGAUGGAGGUCCGCCCUGCUCUGCGGCCGACCUCCCCAAAGCCGUGCUGGAGUCCCAGUAUCUCCGCUACGUGGUCCAGGAGAUCGCCACGGAGAAGGGGUCAUCACUGGAGGAGGUGAGAGAGGAGGCCUCUGUGAUUUUGGAGGAAAUGUCUCAGAAGCUGCAGAUGGGGUUCAUCAGGCUGAUGGCCUACAUACUCUCCAAGGUGUUUAAGAGAAUCUUCACCGGCAUCUACGUCAACACGGAAGGACUCAACGCGCUCAAACAAGCCAUUCAGGAGGGUCCCGUGAUAGUGCUGCCCAAUCACAGGAGCUAUUUGGACUUCCUGGUUAUCUCCUACGUCAUGUUCACCUACGACAUCCCAGUGCCUGUAAUUGCUGCAGGAAUGGAUCUUUCAAAGAUGAAGGUGGUCGGAGAGAUAAUCAGUCGCUCGGGAGCUUUCUUUAUCCGACGUACCAUCGGCUCAGACAAACUGUACUGGGCAGUGCUGUCAGAAUAUGUCAAAACUAUUGUCAAAACAGGAUUCGCACCUUUGGAGUUUUUUGUGGAAGGCCUGCGAAGUCGCUCGCUGAAGUCCCUGAUGCCAAAGUUCGGUAUGAUGCACAUGGUGCUGGAGCCCUUCUUUAAAGGUGAGGUGUAUGACAUCAAAUUGGUCCCAAUCAGCCUCAGCUACGACCGGGUGAUGGAGGAGUCGCUGCUCGCCCAAGAGUUACUGGGUAUCCCUAAACCCAAAGAAAGCACCACGGGUCUGCUAAAGGCAAGAAAAGUGCUCCAGGAAGAUUACGGCACCAUGCACGUGAACUUUGGCCGUCCCUUGUCAGUCCGACAUUUGUGUCGGGGCAAGAUAAACCGCAGCCAGUACAACCUCAUACCCAGAGAUCUUCCUCAGAAGCCCAGUGGAGAGGUUCAGGCCUGUGUGAGCUGGCUGGCUCAUCUGAUGGUACGGACCCAAGAGGAGGGCGCCCUGAUCAGCCCUUGGUCUCUGAUGGCCUGCCUGUUGCUGCAGGCUCCCGUGUUAACAGAGGACGGCCUGCCGUGGCAUCAGCUGGCAGAAAAAACCCUGUGGCUGAGGAAGCUGUUGCUGGACUUCGGGGGUCACUUGAACUGGCCAGGAAAAGUCCCCGACCAGGAUGUGAUGUCAUCCGCCGCAGCUCUUCAUCACUCCCUGGUUCGCCUUCAAGCAGGGCGGGUGUAUCUGGUUCAGGAGGAAGAGGGCGAGAGGGAAGAUCCGAGGCGCCCAGAGGACGACGUGAUCAAGGCCGCCGUGCCGAUGCUGAUGCUGGCUUCUUACAGAAACCAGUGCCUGCAUGUUUUUGUGCGGCCUGCCCUGCUCGCAACAGCCAUACACGUCACAAAGAGCGUGCAGAGAGACGAGCUCUUUGCCUUCUUUUGCUUCCUACGGGACCUCUUCGGCAACGAAUUCAUCUUCAUCCCCGGGCAGUCGUCUCAGGACUUUGAGGAGGCCUGUGCCCUCCUGAGGAAAUGUGGAGCAGUCCACACCAGUGAACAGGAAGUGACGGUGUCAAACGUGGGGCUGGAGGUGCUCUCCUUCCUGCAGGACCUUCUACAGCCCUUCAUAGACUCUUAUCAGGUGAUGGUUGUGUACCUCUGUAAAGACGGCGUUCAUGUGAUCUCAGAGAAACAGUUCCUACCUGCUGCGCGAAACCUGGCUACAAAGCUCAUCCUCUCAGAUAAGCUUCACACCUAUGAAGCCCUUUCAUCUGACAUGCAGAAGAACGUUUUCUCGGCACUCCGAAGGAUGGAGACCUUGACGAAGUUUACGGCGUCUGAGCUGAAUGAAUACAGAGUGAACAAAGCAGCUGUUGGACAAAUCAGUGACAUACUUUGCGGUAAAAUCCCUCCCCAGAUCCUCCAGACUACACCUGACGCAAAACUUUAGCCGCCGUUGGAACAGAUCCAUCUUCAGUGCCAGCUUACCCUCCGGUUUACCCCCACUUGACCCUUCACACCACUCCUCUCCUCCGUGCCUUCCCACUCUGCAUCCUCGAUCCCACCGCCUGGCCUUAAUCUGCCAGCGUUCCACUUGAACGUUUGCUACCUCCCCCACUCUGUCCUUUUCAUUCUGUCCUGGUGCUGAAACCACAAAGGUGGUAUUGCAGAAUGUGUUAAAAAAGAUGUUUGUAAUCAGUCAGAUGAUGAAGAAAGACUCACAGUAUGAAUGAUUGAUGCCCUGGUGAUGUCUCAGUGUUAACAUUUGGAACUACAACUGUAUUUUUUAUGCAUUCAAGGCUGACAUUACUAAAUGAGCACAAUGAACAACACGGUACUAACAAAGACACUUGAAUGCUGGCACAGUAAGUGCCACAAGAUCGUGAACGCUCACGAUUGUCUUUAUACUGAAUCAAAUAUAAAGAAAUAAGACGUUUGUUUAAGACAUUUAUUUUAACUUUGUUACACCUCAAUAAAUGUAAAACAAAUGUAACAAAA